This is a messenger RNA of Amoebophrya sp. A120, 6535 nucleotides long. NCBI's taxonomy places the organism in Eukaryota, Dinophyceae, Syndiniales, Amoebophryaceae. The record is from the annotation of a GenBank genome assembly.
UUGUGUCUGAGAUCGAAGAUUAUGACUUUCGAAAAGGAUUUACGACUUUAAGAUCGCGAUAAGGAUUCGGAGAUCGAGAUGAUGGAUUGUGAUUUUCUAAAUGAGAUUAUGACUUGAAGAUCGAGAUAGUGGCUCGGUGAAUGAGAUGAUGACUGUAAGAUUGAUGAUUCUCAGAUCAAGAUUGAAUUUUGUGAACUCUGUGAAUUCUGUGAAUUUUGUGAACUCUCGUGAACUAUGUAUGAUGUGUGACGAAGAAGAACUCAAAAGGUUUAGUGAACUCAAAAGGUGCACUGAACUCAAAAGAUGCACUGAACUCAAAAGGUGCACUGAACUCAAAAGGUGCACUGAACUCAAGAGAUGCACUGAACUCUUUUGAAUUUUUGUUAAAGUUGUAGAUAUGACUAUCAAUUUUACAAGUGAACGAACCCUCUAUGUGUGGACGCAGUCCUUCAGUGUGACUUUGGCAUGCUGCAUUUGCGUCACCCCGCAGACUCGUUAUUUGACCUGCCUGCCCCGUUUUCCCUGAAACGCACAGAGGCUUUUCAUUCGAGAAGAGUCGUAGCAAGAGGGCGCUAUUUUUCGGUCACAAGUGAAAGCUAGUUGUCCACGAGGGAACAAGGCGCGAGUUUGUACAUAGUAAUGCCAAGAAUUGCGUGCAGACUUUUACUUUCGUGGUCGAAAUCUGUGGUAAUUGCGGCACUGUUUUUCGUCCCGGCUCCGACCAUUCGUUGUGUUGGUUCGAAGCGAUGUGGUUUCUGUGUGUGCGUUGCUAGUGGAAAUUUAAAUUGCAGCUUCUUGUUCUCGUCCGCGCUGUUGAGUCCUUACACCAAUAUGAAUCCUGAAGAAGAGGCGGAGACAGAGUUCCACUCUGCUUCUAGUGGAGAGGAUCAUGAGCAUGAGUACAAUUUUGGAGAAGAAAGGGAACAAACCCCUGCACAAAAGGAUCCACGCUCUGUCUCAAAUGCGCGAUCGCAACAACAAGAGCCCGCGGUGGCUUUUGCUGGAGUGGUGGCCGGAGGGGGUGGAUUCGAGGAGCAACAACUCGGCAGCGGCAAUCAUGGCAAGGUGGGUUCUAGCGCCAGACCUGGUGGUGCAUCGCUUUCGUACAGCUUCAAAAGGCGCCGCGCGGGCGCGGAUGCGACACAGGAGGGCAUGUCCUGUUGCAAUUUCGUGCGCCGCAGCGGCGGUCGCGCCGACUCCUCGAAGUUUCUUGCGAACCCGGGGGAGAUGCCAAGCCAACCGCAAUCUUUUCGCUACGGCCCCACGAUAGUCAGCGCGUGGGAGCAGCAGCAGUGCAAAGCAUCGUCGACGAGCAGGCCGGCGCACUCGUCGGUGGACCCGGAACAGAACAACGACCGUACCCAUGGUGAAGAUGAAGCCACUAGCCGCACUCCUGCUGGGAUCUUAGAGGACAGGAGAAUAGAUACACGACCGCUCGGAGGAGCAGCUACCGGCUUGCCCGCCGCAGCAGCGCAAGACAAUGGAGCAACUUCAUCAACUCUUCCCGCUGCCGCACCUCGGUCGCAGGAUCAUGAGGGCAAAAGCCAAGGCACAGGAGGCAGCGAUGCGCGAGAAUUACUGCUAGCGCCACAGAAUCGCGCCCGACCACUAACUGCUGCAGUGUCCACGUCUCCAACCUCGUCAGAGGGGCGAGGCCACCACUAUGCAGAUGCUGCAGCGAAGGGGUCAGUUACGUUUGGCGGCAUGUCGGCUGUCUCGCCGUUGCACCGUAAUUGUGCCGACCUCAGCAGCGAAGAUGCUCUUGAUCAUACCGAUCGCACCGGGGACGGUGGGGGCACGAGGAAUAUUAACAACAUGUAUCCACAAGAAGCAGAUCCGACCACGUCGGCAAGAACAUCAAAGGGUUUUGAAGGCGAGGGUGCCCAGGCUAGGAAAAACAAGAAGAAAAAAACCCGAAGCAAGAAAUACACUGUGAACUACUCGGAACAUCACCCGGAGGCAGAGGAGGACGUCGCGAUGCAGGUUUUUGGUACAGUGUUCUCGCUGAAGAAGCCCCGCGACUAGCUAGCUAAGGGCGCACCUAUUUUGGCGCCCCGGUCCCAAUGGCUGGCCCGGAAUGCGGUUCACUGGCCUUUUGUUUCCUGGCCCCAUCUGAGAACAUGAAGCAGCGAAUACAGAUGGAAGGGGACUCGGUCACAAGAGUGGCAAACCGCCUCCGGGUGAACAUUGGCAGGGUUUUGGUAGCCCUGUAGCACGAGUGUUUCGCUAUCAGGCAUGCGCGGCUUGACUUGUAGGCGAGAUAUGUUCUCAGACAGCCACGGAGCAGCCUGCGCCCGCAGGUUCCCUGAAAUUCAAUCACGGACGUGGGGCCAGCUUCUUUUGCGUGGUGUGCAAACUUGACGCAGAGCCUCUAGCUGAAGGCUCGCGCUUUCGCGUGUUUGCUUUCAGUCGAGGUGUUACACAUUUGGAAAAAAAACGGCAAUCUCUUGCGCAAAAUCACCCAGCAUUUUGGCCCUCCCUUGUGGGCUGGCCAAAGUUACACUUUUUGGUGUGUAACACGGUAGUUUUUUUGCGAACCCCGACGGCAUUCUGCGACUUACUGUGUUACACAUUUCAAAAAGUAUCAAGAUUCCGCUUGGGGAGAAAAGUGUCGAAGUUGGUUUCCGCCCGGUGAAAAAAGUGUUACACAUGGAAAAAAAAGUGAUACAGUUGCUAUUUUUUCUGGCCUUGCUUUGACCCCUCAAAAAAAUGCAGUGUGUAUCACUUUUUUUUGCAAUCCGGGUGGAAGGUUGGCUUUCGGGACAGGGCGUCGAUUUGGCCAGGAAAGGGCAAACUACGUAGAGCCAUCAUGACAGACCACGAUGGGUAGGAAAAGGCUGGCACUGCAAACGCGCCCGCUCGUCGCGUCAAAUGCCAGCGAGCGCUGUUCUGCACUUUUCGCUCCCGCGCGUGUCGCCGUUGCGCAAGUCGGCCUGGAGGCGUCAAAAACGGUCGCUGUGGUUCGUCAGGUUUGCGACUAAGUGAAACAGCAGGCCUUGUCCCUCACAUUGUCGAAAGCAUCGCUUUGACCUUGGCCCGCUCUAUUGUUUCGCUGAGACAUUCUGCCGCCGCCCGGUCUAUCAGUCACUGUAGUUCUCAAUCAGGUCCGCGACAUGUAGCAGCUUGCCUUCUUAGCUAUUCCAGUGAACUGAAGCAGCCGCAGCUACGUGGAGGCCUCCUUUUUGCCUGACACGAAAAUGAAAACGCAUUAGGCACGACAGGUAGCCGCGGCUCGAAAAAAGUUCUAGCCUGCCCUUGAAGAAAUACGCUAUUUUCGAUGUCGUGUGUAACUGUAACACUUUUCUCCUUCGAUAAUGCAGGUUUUUGGUACAGUGUUCUCGCUGAAGAAGCCCCGCGACGUGGUCGCUGGCGCGUCAAGUGGUGUGAAAACGAUUUCAAGGGGCGCGGCGCUGGGUUUUGGUUCGCUAUUCGGGUCCCCGGUCGUCGGGUUCCGCAACCACGGGUUGCUGGGGCUGCUGAAGGGGUUGGGCGUCGGCUUGGUUGGUUUUGCCGCCGCCACCACGGCGGGGGUGCUGGUCGGCGGGUUCCAGAUGGUGCGAGGCGCGUGCAACACUCCUGCGGCCGUCGUGCUGCGCUUCAGCGGCCGGCAUUGGAACCGGGACGAAUUGGAGUGGGAGCACUUCUCGCUGCAUAGCGAGCGCAAGCGCAUCCAGAAGCAGCGCCUCAAGCUGUUUCCGGAGGACCGACGGAGGCUACUGAAGCAGGCACGAGAGGAGCGGAAGCGGUCGCUGUCCAAAGAACGCGAUAUAUUAAGGUAUGCGAAGAAAGACCAAACGGGCGUCGAAGCGACACAAAAGGAUCAUGUGGCCCGAGCGGGGCCGGCACAUCACCAAGAUUUCGCUGAUAUCACGGAUGACUCGAGCUCGUCGCUCGAGUCCUCCAGCUCGGGGUCUUCCGCCGGGGGUGAGCAAGACGAUUCCGGGAGCAGCGACCCCGAGUCCCAGUCCAGUAGCAGUCAGCACUUGUCCGCUACGACGGGAGCGGCGGGACCGGAGCCCCCGGCGGGGACGAGGAGGAAAUCCUGGAGCGGGCGCGAGCAAACUUCUUCGAAGACCAGCACCAGCAGCACGCAGGCAAACCGGGCGCGCAGUGGCCGCACGCUAUACGACCUGCUGGAUCUGGAUCCCGACACCGCCACAACAACCAGCAUCCGCAAGGCUUACUACAAGAAAUCGCUGCUGUACCACCCAGACAAGUUGCGCAGCCGCGCGGAAGAUUCCAGUAACAAUUCAUCCGUGGUGCCGCAAGCACAACAUCAAGUAGAACGACAAGGACAAGAACUGCUGCAGCGUGGUGCAGGCGGUGCUGUGGGAGGCGAGCCAACUACUUCCACUAGUACGUCGUUUCCGCGGCCUCCCGUUGCACCACAGAUCAUGAUCAAGGAGGCGACUGCUGCUUCGUCAUCUGGCUCCUCGGCGUCCAGUAAGUUUCAUGAGAUCACGCGCGCGUAUCAGGUUUUGGGCGACCCCCAGCGCAGGCAGGUGUACGACGAAUCGUUGCGCGUGGAAUCACACCGGAAGCUGUACCUGGGGGAGCGCUUGUUCGACUUCGAAAAGGAAUCCACAACCUCCUCCCGGGGCCGGAGUAGCACCUGCAGUAGCGGGCUAAAAUUCGACUUGCCGGAGAUCGAUCCUGGGCUGUUUUUCGCCGUCCUGUUCGGCUCGCAGCACUUCGAGCCCUACGUGGGGAAGCUGCACCUGGCGCAAUUUGCGGAGGCGGAGCAGGAACUUGCGAACAGUCGGAUGGCGCGACACCAGGAACGGGCCAACCCGGUGGCCUGGCCGGCCGUGCGGCUGCGGAAGUUGCAGAAGCGCAUGCAGUUUUACCAGCGGAAAAGGGAGUGCGAUUGCUGUUCCUUUUUCGCGGAAACCCUGUUGAAACCCUACACGGUUGGUGUGGCCGCGGAGGUCAACAGCGAAGUAGUAUCGCCAGCAAACGCGGGAACGGGUGUCACUGCCACGCCGACUUCGGGAUCGUCGCGACGUCUGGAGACACUGGAAGAGUUUGACGCACGGCUCGCGAAGGAGGCCCAGCGGUUGCUGGCCGAGGCCGCAAACGGGCGCGAGAUGCUGAAGGCGAUAGGGUGGGUGUACCGCAACCAGGGCGAGCAGUUUGCGAACCGCGGGAACUUCUGGAGUCGCUUUCAGGACCGCCGGCAGCGCGUACGCACCCGCAUGCGUGCGAUGACGACGGUCUUGCGAUCGCAGGUCGGAGCUCUCCGAGGCGACGACCGUGUGACAAAUAAAGGAGGUGCCACAUCGACCAGUUCCGGUCAGCAGCCGGUGGCUGCGUUCAGAGACGGGCAGCAGACCGGCUCAGGUACUAGCGCCACGGGUCGGGAAAUGAGUCCUGGUGCGGCAACUACUCGCACUGCCGGAGCCUUGGUGAGAGUGGUGAACCCGAGUGCGCCAUAUCAUUUGUCGGUUGGAAAGGUGGUUGGGGUUCUUGCCUCCACGGGAGAAGGACUUUCGUCGAGGAGGAGCUUAUCGGGGCAAAGCAGUGUGCGCGGAAGCGGAAGUGCCACGUCUUCUGGUAGUACGCUGGAUGCUGGCACGCAAAACACAGCACUGGUGCGGGUGGAUAUGACUUCGUUCGAGGUUGAGGAGCCUGAGGGAAAUCUCGUGCUGCUGUCUGAUGAGGAGCGCGAGGCAGCGCAGGCGGAAAAGGAGGGUAGCUUUUUUCUGGACGCGUUGUGGGAGGUCACGUUGGUCGACGUGCAGCAGACCUCCCGGCGUGUUUGCCGCAAGCUCUGCCAGGACAGGUCCGCGACGCCACAGGAGCGACUGCGGCGCAUCGAGGCCAUUCAUCGCUUGGGUGAAAUUUUUCUCAAGGCCGCCUCCUCCUCUUCGCCACUCAGUUCCAUGCAGGAGACCACACCUGAACUACACCAAGCUAUUAACAGGAGUAAGCUGCUGCCGCCAGGAGCCGCAGAGGAUAUUCAAACCGGUAUUACGUUUUCGACAAAGGUGCUGACCGAGGACAGGGCGAAUUCAUCCCGGCCAUAUCAAUCCCUGACAGGAGCGGCCAGAGGGGGUCGGGGUCCGCCUUUGGCGGCGGCGGCAGCAGCUUCCUCGAAAAAUCCCGCGACGCAUAAUUAUUCCGACGGCGACGCCGGCCACGAAACGGAUGAGCAGCGACGUCGGCGACUAGACGCCGCUCUUUCGCUCCUAGUGCGACAGCACGAGGAAAGUUUGGGACUUUCUUCAGCAUUGUAAGUAGUUGUAAAGAGCGACUGCGAAGGAGCAAAAACUUCCUCACUCGUGCCGUGCCUCCUGGCCAAGUAGUUGUUGUCGUAGGUAUUGCUAUUAAAAAUCCUCUUCAGUUGCGACUGCUCAAGAACGCCGUUUCCUUCUGGGAAUCCGCUGUCGUGCAGGUGACAGCGUUCAUUCGAACAAGUGUUAGACCACGUUGACGAACAAAGAUGCUUCUAAAAAUAUUUUAUCCAUCUUGCUUUGGGAGGGCGCCUUGCAGAGGCCGCCUUGCAGAGGCUUUAGCUCAUGAAGAGAAUUCCAGC